Epinephelus lanceolatus (giant grouper) is the source of this 1963-nucleotide messenger RNA. RefSeq names its product ubiquinol-cytochrome c reductase complex assembly factor 1 (gene uqcc1). NCBI's taxonomy places the organism in Eukaryota, Metazoa, Chordata, Actinopteri, Perciformes, Serranidae. The record is from RefSeq and is a predicted model, not a curated record. Gene Ontology annotation, biological process: mitochondrial respiratory chain complex III assembly. Gene Ontology annotation, cellular component: mitochondrion.
GACAGAUUCCGUUGACAUUGCUGAGGAGGAGGAGGCUGGGACAGAUUGGUGUUACCAAACGUGAAGGAUUCACUGAGGGGAGCCGCAGUUCAGUGGCAGCCCGCUUCUUGGCCGUGAUAUCGGGACACGGUUAGAGUCAUGUAUCGGCGGCCGCUGCAGUCCGCCGUCAGAAACGUUAUUAACGUGACAGCGUCCAGAGCCGCCACCGGAAAGGUGUUAGAUCAAGAAGCCUGUCUUGCCAGAGCUUUAGUAGCUUGCCAACUGGCCAGAGUCUCCUCUCCCUGUUUAACACCAUGUCGGACACUGCACAUCACCACACAGCUCUGCAAUGUCAAGCAGACGCCCCAGCACUCAGAGGAAGAAGUCGGGGCAUUCACGAAGCUCAUUGAGGCCAUGGGCUUCACUGGACCUCUGAAAUACAACAAAUGGAAAAUCAAGAUUGCUGCCUUGCGCAUGUACACAUGCUGUGUAGAGAGAAUCAAUUACGACGAGUUCUUUGACAAGUGCUCCCUCCCUGACACACUCAACUCUUGGUUCUUGGUAGCGCAGCUGCACGUGUGGAUGUGUUUGGUGCGGAUGCGUCAGGAGGGCAGAGAAGGAAAGUACAUGUGCCGUUACAUUGUCCACUCCAUGUGGGAGGAUGUCGAGCAGAGGAGCAAAAUCAUGGGGAUCGAUGCCAUCCAUAGAAAGGAAGGAAUGAAGGUGAUGACGGAGACGUUUUACGCUGCAAUAUUUGGAUAUGAUGAGGGAAUCCUGUCUGAUGACUCUGUGCUGGCAGCAGCUCUGUGGAGAAACAUUUUUAACUGUGAGUGUGAAGACCCCAAACAGCUCGAGCUCAUGGUGGAAUACGUACGCAAGCAGAUGCAGUACAUUGAUGCUCUGGACGGGGAGGACCUGCUGCUGACAGGAGAGGUGAAGUGGCGCCCUCUGGUGGAGGAGAACGCACAGAGCAUCCUGAAGGUGGCCACGCCCACGUACAACGACACAGGACUGUGAGACCAAGAGACAGACUCCUGUUUCCUCUGAUCCAAAGUCCUCUUCCUCUGACCUCUUCUCCUACUUCCUGUCACUUAUCUUUUCCCACCUGUGUGUCUUCCUCCCUCCCUCCCACCUGUAAUCAUGUAACACCUCCCCUCCUGUCUCUCUCUUCUUCUUCUUCUGUCAUAUAAGGAGGGAUUUUAAACCUGACAUGAGGUCUGUUGCUGUAGUUUUCUCCUCUUUUUCGUUUGUCUCCUCUUGUAUACCCAAAACACAACUUCUCGUCCUCCUCCUCGUCCUCUGUCUCUGGAGGUAGAGUAUAGGCAGGAUAGACAGUCAGGGAUUAUUAUCACACCAUCUCAGUCACCCACCAAUCAGCGAAUCAGCCAGUCCAAAAACAGGAAUUGCCAUGCACCAUCAUUAUCAUCAUCAUCCUCAGCUUCCAUCGCUGUCCUGUCGGUUUUGAGAGCCUCUCCCACUUUCUCUUUGCAAACUCUUGGACUGUUGAGGAAAAAAACCCAAGAAGAGAACAAGACACUGUAUUUAUAUUUUUCACGUUUGUUUUCUUUCCAUGAAUGCCACGCUGUAUUUAUAAAGUAUUUUGUAUACUUCCAUGUUUACACUCUUCCCCUGCAGAGGUGUUAGCUCAGACUGCUGACACUGCUCCUUCACUGUGCGUUCAAUAAAGUCUCACUCUGAUCAGACAUGAAAGUCACGGUUCCAGGAAACAGACGCCAGAUUUCAUCGGGCUAACGGCCCUUUUUCUCUCUGUGUCAGAGGUCUGUAGUUAAACUCCUCUGCUCCUGAACAUCAACAGUCUGUAUGUUCCUCUGCUUGUCUCGCUCUCUCGCCAUGAUGCUCUCACACCAGAACAGGAAGCUGAGCUCUCAAAGACUUAAACGUCAUCACUGUAUUAAAAACAAUGAGAUUCGUUUUGUUUUUAAAAAGUGGAAAUAAUAAAAUGUUAUCUGGAUGUAUAAAGCCA